Molecule: messenger RNA, 3133 nt
Organism: Aethina tumida (small hive beetle)
Lineage: Eukaryota; Metazoa; Arthropoda; Insecta; Coleoptera; Nitidulidae
Product: condensin complex subunit 3-like
Exons: 13
Coding region: 68-2755 (895 amino acids)
Biological process (GO): mitotic chromosome condensation
Cellular component (GO): condensed chromosome; condensin complex; cytoplasm
Molecular function (GO): protein binding
Source: RefSeq, a predicted model, not a curated record
UAGUGGUUUCCAAUGUGACCCGUUUAACGACAAACACCGCACAAAAACAAACAGAGAAUAAAUAAAAAUGAACGUCGAAAAAGUACGGGGUCAGAUAAUCCAGUUGCUGGACGACGCACAACGUACAAGUGCAACACACCAAAAAGGAGUUCAAUCCAUGAAAAAACUUCUACAACAAAGUGGUGAAGAUAUAUUCUUUAAAGCUUUCGAGAUGCCGUUACAGGAGAUUUUAAGUACAGACAUGCAAAGUAAUCCGAAUGUUGAAAGAUUGACUGAAUUUGUUGCAAUAUUCUGUUCUGCACUGGAGUCUAAACAAAUUAACCUGAAUGAUACAGUUGAGUCUGAGGAACAUCCAUUUUUGACCAAACUGUUUGAUUAUUUACUUAUUGCCCAACAAAAUGUGUUGGAUGAAGUUAGAUAUAGGGCUUGUCAAUUAAUUAACAAAUUGCUGAAUCAUUUAGUAGGAGUAGAAGUAAGCGUUCAAUUAUGUGAUAAAAUUGAGGAACACUUAUUGGAAAGAGUGAAAGAUACCAAAAGUGUUAUUAGAGCACAGGCAGUAAUAGCAUUACACCGUUUACAAGAUACUUCUAAUCCUGAGGACAAAAUAAUAGCAGAAUUCGUUAAAUUAUUUAGUAGCGACCCAUUCGCAAAAGUAAGAGAACUUUGUGUUGAAAAAGUUGCACUCAGGAAAGAUACAAUUGUUCACUUAUUGAGUAGAACUCGCGACGUGAGCUCGAAUGUUAGAUUAGCUACUUUUAAACGUUUGACAAAAGUAGUAAAUUCAUUAAAAAUUGUAGAAAGAAGAUUAAUAUUAAAUUGUGGGUUCGUUGAUACCUCUGCUCAAGUUAAGAAAUAUAUUGAAGAUACUUUAUUGCCAGAAUGGAUAGAUCAUUAUGAUAGUAUAUUAAGUUUCAUGAAAUCAAUUAGAUUAGAUGCAGAUGAAAAUGACAUUGAAAAGACUACCAUUCUUGUAGAAAUGAUAUUGCCAAUUUAUUUUAAAAUGAAACCAUUGUCUGAGCUGACUGAAGUACUACCUCUGAAUGAAAAUAAAUUAAUUCCAAUAGAUCUAUUGGGUUGGGAAACUGUCAGUUACUGGCGAUUUUAUGUUGAAUUUUUGAAUCAAUCUGAACAGUAUGAAAAUGAACUAAAUCGUGUUAUACCUGAAUUGGUUCAUUUUUGUAGAUAUAUUGAACUGUUUAUAGAAAGCUGUCCCACUAAUGUAACAAGGCAUCAAUUCCUUAAACAGCAAUUUAUUCUAAAGCAGCUGUUUAUUAUAACUAAAACUUAUGAUGUGGCUGACCCCUCUGGAAGACAAUCUCUAAACAGAUUAAUAAUUAAAACACUGGAAAAAUAUGUUUUAAUGAAGGAUGUUGUACAAGAAAUCAUAAAUAGUUUGGAAUUAAUAAUACCGAAUGGAGCAAAGAGGUCCCUUGUAGUUAGUGAAAUCAUAUCUGAAAUUAUGUAUCCAAUGAAUGAGGAGGAGUCUCAACGUCUUGAGAAUGAGCGGCAUUUUGAGAUAUCAAAAAUAAAGGUACGAUUGAACAGCUUGUCAGGUGAACAAGAACAAGCCAUAAUAAACGAAAACUUCACCGAAGCUGCCCAAUUAAAAGAACAAAUAGCUGCUUUACAAAACCAAUUGAAAGAUCUGUUACAAGAGAAAGAGAUAGAGCAAAAAAUUGUCAAAAGAACGGACGUUCCAACAAUUAUAAAAUAUUUGGACAUAGCCUGUAGUCUUCUACAGUCUCCGCAAAUAAGAGAAAUGAAUGGCACAAUUUUGAGCCUUCAAAAUAACGUUAUUUUGGAGUCAUUGAUACACGAGAAUGAGACUGUAAGGGCCAAAGCUUUGAGGUGUUACGCGUUAUGUUGCAUUAUUGAUAAGAACAGUGCGAAAAAUGGUAUUCACAUAUUCUCUACGCCAAUAUUUGCCUAUGAAAGAGGUGAAGAAUGUGACACACAAACUCUUGAAGUUUGUAUAGCUGCAGUUAUUGACCUAAUCAGGAUAUAUGGAUCACAAUUAAUGGCAGAACCUGCAGAAAAUCAAUUAUCAGAGAGUACUGAUGAGGAACAUGAACGAAUAUUUACAGGAGGGACGUCAUUGACUGAUUUAAUACAAGGACUUGUUGACUUAAUGGAUGAUGAGAACAUGGAAAUUCAAUUAUUAGCUGUUAGAGGAUUGUGCAGCUUGAUUUAUAGUGAACGAGUAGAAUCCGCGUCGUUGUUGUCCAGAUUGAUUUUAAAAUGGGGUAGCCCAGCUCCAGAUGAUGAUAUACAAGCAGCACUAUUAAGACAAUUAAUUGGGAAAACACUUAAUGAAAUUCCUUUUUUCAACAACAAUUCAGAUCAACUUGAGGGCGCCGUAAUAUUGACUGUAAAAGCACUAGUAUAUGCUCCUAAAGGCAGUCCUUUGGCUGACGUGAACGUUGAUAAAAUGAUCAAAUUUAUGCUUGCCUUAUGUGAUUCUUCAAAUCAGGGUGAAUAUGUACACUACAACUUAGCUACCAAAUUAUGUUGUGCGCUGAUUGAUAAGCCCACAAGUAGAUUAGUACCGACUUAUACAAAGAUGCUUUCUAUGCUGAAAAUCCCAAGUAAUCCAAAUAAAAUACAUGAAUUGCUUUGUUUGUGUGAUAAAGUUCGAGAUGUGUUGGAAGAUCGUGCAUCUAUUACCAAUUUAGUUAAAUACAUAGCAAUGUUAUCACAGAAAGUUAUGGCGGAGGUAAAGUCUGAAGACCCAACAGAAUCUUCUGCAGGUCUAUAAUAUUAUGUGCAAUUUGAUAGCUAAAAUAUUGGAGUAUCUACUAUAAUCCUAAAGAAAUGCAAUUUUCAUAUUUACUUUAGAGAUGUGUUCAUAUAGACUUUCGGGUGUUUUUAAAACACUAUUGUUUUAAAGUUAAAUUUAUGUUCACUAUAUAUUUUCUAUUUAAUAGACAGUAGUUAUACGCAUUUUUUAAAGAACUAUGUAGAACUGAUUGUAAUGAUCAGGAAAGUCCUAUGUAAUUUUAAAUUGACACAAAAUUGAUUUUUAAAAAUGACUUUUAUAUGAAUUUAUUUAUUACUAAAUUAUUGUAUUGAAUUGUUUUAAUUGUACAAAAACCACAAAUUCUUGAAUUGAAAAAUAAAAUUUUGCAAAAAUUUA